CUGUCGACUCUUGAAGCUUGAGAUAGAAGCUUAGUAGGAGAAACGGCACUGCUGACAACUGAAGCGACAAUGGCCUCUACCACAUAGUAACAACAGUGGGGUGUUUGACGUAGGUAGAACCUGGAGCAUAUGUGGACCAAACCGUAUUGUGUUAUUGGACCCCUUGACAAGGGCCUCCGGACAAUCUGCCUUCGCUCUUACAGAUUCAGCUGCUUCAUAAUAUACCUAUCAUUUACCGUACUUCUUCUUGCGAAGCAAAACUGCCCAUGUGGUACAUGUACGGUAGUGGUUUGUUUCUAUGAGCUGUCAUAGCUGGUCUGGCGGUUGGCCUACCUAACAAGUCUAGGUUAGGUAUCUAGGUAGGAGGUACCUAGCUUGAGAUUUCGUGAUCGGCUACCGGCAAUCAUAGAACAACCGCCCAUACCCCCGUCUCAGCUUCAGUUCGCAACCAUGGCGACCAAAAAGCCCCUUAUCACGGUCCUAGGGUCUCUCAACAUCGACCUGGUCUCCUAUGUCUCACAUCACCCCUUACCGGGCGAGACUAUGACUUCCAGCUCGUUCGCCGUAUCACCAGGUGGUAAAGGCGCCAACCAAGCCGUAGCCUGCGCGAAGCUCUCGCGCUCGCACAGCACAUCCUCAUCUCCCUCUGCAGAUGAAACCGCACACAUCCGCAUGGUUGGGGCCGUAGGUGCCGACAGCUACGGCUCCAUUUUGAAAGAGAACCUCUCAUCCCACGGCGUCGACGUAUCCGGCGUCGUCUCGUCGCCCUCUCUCAAGACAGGCAUCGCCAUAAUCGUAGUGGAUGAGCCCACGGGCCAGAACCGCAUCAUAUUAUCGCCCGAGGCGAACCACAGCCUGCAGCCCGCGGAUUUCGCCGUGCUGCCAGCUCCCAAGCCCGACCUCUUGAUUAUGCAGCUAGAGAUCCCCCUUCCUACUGUCCUGGCGGCGUUGCGCGCGGCUAGGGAUGCCUCUGUCCCUGUGCUGUUGAACCCGGCCCCGGCACAGCCCUUACCAGAAGACGUGUACCAGGGGCUCGCGCAUCUAGUAGUUAAUGAGACGGAGGCUGCCGUGUUAGGCGGCGUGAGUGAGGCGGAUCUCGAGAGUGAAGCUGGACUGGAGAGCGUGUCGAAGAAAUUCUUGGACCUCGGCGUGCAGAACGUUAUCGUGACGCUCGGUGGUCGCGGCGUGUUUUACAUGUCUGCCUCCGGUCCAAAGAAUGGCCUCGUCCCCGCCCAGAAGGCCAAGGUCGUCGAUACAACCGCUGCGGGGGAUACCUUUGUCGGACAGUAUGCUCUGGAUGUCGUGGGCGCAGGGACGGCGUUUGAUAUCGAAGCUGCUGUCCGCAAGGCGAAUCGGGCAGCUGCUAAAACUGUCGAAAAGUUGGGCGCACAGGACUCGAUUCCGUGGCGCGAUGAGUUAUGAUGAGCUAAAUACCUAGAAUAUAGCCUCGCAUUAAUAAAAAAACGUCAGUAACUGCUUCCGAUCAUAUGUGAUA
Messenger RNA from Xylaria bambusicola, 1495 nucleotides. Its product is annotated as Ribokinase-like protein. The transcript has 2 exons. Gene Ontology annotation, molecular function: ribokinase activity. Lineage: Eukaryota; Fungi; Ascomycota; Sordariomycetes; Xylariales; Xylariaceae. Bases 451 to 1422 code for a protein of 323 amino acids. Gene Ontology annotation, biological process: D-ribose metabolic process. The record is from RefSeq and is a predicted model, not a curated record.